CACCACUAAAAGAGGAUGAUCCACCACCAGGUUUAAUGUGGAGUCUUAGAUUCGGGGAGACAUCUUUUCCUAAAAACCCCGUAGAUCUCCUCGAAGACAAGGAGAUUCAAGAACAACUUAAAGGGAUUAAGUUCAUAUAUGGAAUCAAUGAUAUUGAAGGCUAUAUGUUUGUACCUAUGAUGAUGGCAACAUUUUUUGCCGAGAAAACACUAGAAAACUGGAGAAAUGACAUGAGGAUGGUGCUGAUGAUGUCUAUAGACAUAGCCCCUCCAAGUGAAGACAAUAAAGCAUUAUAUGAUGGAGUUGUAGAUGCCCUGUUUGAUCACUACAUCAAAGCAUCUGACCCUACAGAGGAAGAUCUGAUCAUAGCAGCAGGGAGAAUUUGUGGAGGUCUAUUGCUGCAAGCUCCAGCACUGAGAACUGCAAAGAAAUUAAGAGAUAUAGGCGCAGAUGUAAAAUUUUAUGUGCUGAAUAAAGGGCCAAGUCACUUCAAGAAAUACAGGCCAAGCUAUAUAGAAACAGACCAUGGUGAUGAUCUUUUCUUCUGUUUUGGCUCAAGCCAUACUAACAACAGCCAAGAGCCAAUGUUCAGCAAUGUUACUUAUAACAAAGAGGAUCUUCGUAUGGAAGAAUUAUUUGUAAACUAUUGGCUCAACUUUGCAAAAACUGGUGACCCAAAUGGCCCUAACCUUCCUACCUGGCCUGCCAGCAGUACAGAUGGCAGAAACACAGCAAUAUCUCUAGAAUUAGAGCCUACUAUUAUAGCAGACUAUGGGAAAGAUGUCGCAAAACUAUUUGGUGAAACUAUUCCACAGAUUAUCAAGGACAAUACACCACAAGAGAAUACCAAAGAGGAGUUAUAAUAAUAUAUCUCUCCAAAACUUUAUUUGCUGGGUAAAAAUGGUACCAAUCAUUAUAUGACAUUACAAGUAUGUCUGUUUUAAAGUGGCUGUUGACAUAUUUAAAUUGUUUUAUAACAAAAGUUUUACAGUUGGAUGUGUUAACACAGGAUGUCUUGAUAACUCAUUUUUAUACAUGG
This is a messenger RNA of Owenia fusiformis, 1039 nucleotides long. NCBI's taxonomy places the organism in Eukaryota, Metazoa, Annelida, Polychaeta, Sabellida, Oweniidae. The record is from the annotation of a GenBank genome assembly.